Molecule: messenger RNA, 384 nt
Organism: Botrytis byssoidea
Lineage: Eukaryota; Fungi; Ascomycota; Leotiomycetes; Helotiales; Sclerotiniaceae
Exons: 3
Coding region: 1-384 (127 amino acids)
Source: RefSeq, a predicted model, not a curated record
AUGCAAUGCGGCGCGACAAUGAUUCACUUGUACAACAAUAACAAGGGAAGAGACAAAUCAAUUUACGAAGGAGAAGAUGAAGAUGCAGAUGAAGAUCCAAGUUGGGGGCCAGUCAGCGAAAGGUCCAUUAUUGAACGGGACCUACUUCUGGAUCGAUUGAAAUCUAAGGCCAAGGUUACUCUUCUACCCAUGAGCCAAGCCAGGGAGAAAAGAGAGAAACUGAUCUGGGGAGGGGACAAAGGAGACAUGGGUUCACUUAAGGGUCGCUCGUGUCAUUGCGGAAUCCAAGCAUCGAGAAACUGUACUAUCGACAGAUUACCAGUACUAAAACGUUGUCAACCAAUAGGAUUCAAUAAGAUCCAAACUUCGACCAUUAUAAGAUGA